This is a messenger RNA of Aspergillus tanneri, 1380 nucleotides long. Its product is annotated as putative class III aminotransferase. The coding region runs from base 1 to 1380 and encodes 459 amino acids. Gene Ontology annotation, molecular function: transaminase activity; pyridoxal phosphate binding. The transcript has 3 exons. The record is from RefSeq and is a predicted model, not a curated record. Lineage: Eukaryota; Fungi; Ascomycota; Eurotiomycetes; Eurotiales; Aspergillaceae. Gene Ontology annotation, cellular component: cytosol.
AUGGGUUCCAUCGAAAGUGAUACAUACCUUUAUCAAAGUGUUACUGAGGGUCCUUCUCCUCCUACUGUCAAGUCUGCUGAAGGAAUUUACUUUACACUCGAAAAUGGCCAGAAGAUCCUAGAUGCAACAGGCGGGGCUGCCGUUUCGGCCAUCGGUCAUGGCAACAAAGCUGUGAAAGAUGCAAUCAUUCGCCAACUGGAAGCGGUGGCGUACGCUCAUCCUGGGUACUUCCAGACUACUCCUGCCCUUGAACUGGCUGACUUGUUGGUCAAGUCUACCGGCGGGCAGCUUUCACGGGCUUGCAUACUUGGAUCCGGCUCUGAAGCUGUUGAGGCGGCGCUUAAACUUGCGUACCAGUAUUUUGCUGAGUUAUCGCCGCAAUCGCCACGGCUGAACUUCAUUUCGCGACGAGGCUCGUGGCAUGGCUGUACCCUUGGUGCACUCUCCGUUGGCGAUAUCAAAGCUAGGAAGACACUGUUUGAGCCUCUCUUGCUUAAGAAUGUGUCUCAGGUGUCUCCCUGUCACCCGUGGCGAGAUAUGAGGGAAGGAGAAACCGUUGAGGAAUAUGUGGCUCGACUGAAAGAGGAGCUUGAAGACGAAUUCCAAAGGCUCGGUCCCGAAACAGUCUGUGCCUUUAUUGUGGAGCCCAUGGUCGGCACGGCCUUAGGUUGUGUUACAGCGUUGCCAGGAUAUCUACGUGCCAUGAAGGAAGUCUGUGACCGCCAUGGAGCCCUUCUAAUCUUCGAUGAGAUUAUGUGCGGCCUUGGCCGCACAGGCGCCCAGCAUGCGUGGCAGCACGAUGGUGUUGUUCCUGACAUUCAGACCGUGGGAAAAGUCCUUGGUGGAGGAUACGCUCCGAUUUCUGCCCUGUUGGUUCACGACCGUGUCAUUAAUGGGCUGAAAGAAGGUGGUGGACUAUUUCUUCACUCACAAACUUACCAGGCACAGCCACUCAUAUGCAUGGCAGCACUCGCUACUCAGCGUUACAUUCAGGAAAAUAACCUGAUCGAGAAUGCUCGCUGUAUGGGGGAAUACCUCGGAGAACAGCUUAAACUGCAUCUUGGAGAGCACCCUCUUGUGGGAGACGUUCGAGGGCGCGGGCUCUUUUGGGCUGUGGAGAUCGUGAAGGAUAAAGCCACCAAGGCUCCUUUCGAUUCGAGGCUGAACAUUGCUAAACGAAUUCGCGCGCGAGGACUUGAAAAGGGCUAUGACAUUUGCAUUUUCACUGCUACCGGGGCUGCUGAUGGUUGGAGUGGCGACCAAUUCCUUUUGGCACCACCAUACAUCGUCCAAAAGCAGGACGUUGAUGAAAUUGUGAGGCGCGUGGUCAAAGUCAUGGACAGUGUGUGGAAGGAGAUCAAAUCUGCUGUCAGAGGGUAG